Syngnathoides biaculeatus (alligator pipefish) is the source of this 1630-nucleotide messenger RNA. RefSeq names its product neuropeptide FF-amide peptide precursor like (gene npffl). The record is from RefSeq and is a predicted model, not a curated record. The transcript is spliced from 3 exons. The coding region runs from base 1127 to 1516 and encodes 129 amino acids. Gene Ontology annotation, molecular function: neuropeptide hormone activity. NCBI's taxonomy places the organism in Eukaryota, Metazoa, Chordata, Actinopteri, Syngnathiformes, Syngnathidae.
UGGCAGUAUCUGACAAGCAUGCAGAUAUACUACACUGGAGAAUUGCUCCAUUCUUGUCUUCACAGUACAGCAGUAAUAUUUGUCGUUUUUUGCAGAGGAUUAAGAAUAUAUGCCAGUGGGUAUUGUGAAAUGGUGCGUCUACAUGUGUUGUAGCACCACUUUUGUUCAGACCAGUAUACCAACACCACUGCAUAGAUACUAAAUGUUGGUCACGUGCCUACGGAGUUUCCCCAUUAUAUGCUAACACGAAAGAGGCAGAGUCGAUGUGGUUGCUUUAAAUCUACAAUGGGUAAUUGUGUUUGUUUUAUGUUUAGUUUGACAGCAACCUCCAGUUGAGAGUGGCAAUAAACAACUUGAAGGCCCCUUUUUUGAAGAAUAGCAAUUGACCAGAAAUAUCAACUUCCCGACCGACCCACAGACCGAAUGACUGACCGAUCCACCGACACACUUAUCGAGCCCACCAACUGACCCCCUUCGAUUGACCAACUGACCGACUCACCGACCGACGCUAGAGAUGUUUGAAAACAAAAGGGCUGACCUCCAGUUCAAUCCUGGGCACGGGUUCUCGAGAAUUUCCCAUGUGUUCUGUUUUGAACAACAUCUUCACUCACAUGUGAGGGUAUAAUUUAUGUUUUUUCCAAGGCCACCAAAAAGAUAAUCCAUUCCAAGUCGGCCUCAUUACAAUGAAAAUUUCAUAAAUGUUUCGAUUCUCUUGUUGACCACGCCGCCGUACGGUUUGUCUCGUGUCCCGAUUAAGAGUCUGGUGAAUGUUUCCGCAAGCAUUUCCCGUCUUACACUCUGGCGUCGGGGGGCAAGUGGAUCACAGCCCAUUUGUGAGGAUUUAUCUGUUUAAUAAGUGUUGACUGUGGCACUGCGCGCUGUCCUCUGGGUCACGUAAUGACCGUCUCCUGUCGACACUAAAUACCCCGAUGCUGAGCCUAAAUGGCCUCGUGUCCAGCCUCCAUCCCGUCCCCCGCUCCUAUUAGCACCGCAGUAUCUUUCUCCAGCUCUCCUGAGGUUCGACGGCAUCUCGACAUGUUGUAUAAAAGACGCUAAGGCAGGUCAGUGCCUCUCAUCCUGCACGAAAGAGGAAAGUCUUCUUCUUGGUCCACUCGCUGAAAAAAAGAUGGACGCGGGUGCAGCGGUGACCAUUUCAGUAUUGCUGUUGGCCCUGGCGGGCGUCAGUCAUGGGCUUCAUGUUGGAGCCACUUUGGAGGACCUUGAAGAUACGGCACCGGGCAGCUCAGAGGACAACAUGGACAACCACUUGCUGGAGCUGGAGAGCGUCAAAGUAGACAGCAGCGUGGAUAAUCGUCUGCUGACUGCGCUGCUCCGAGCUCUGUUGCUGGGCUCCCACAGAGAAGCCCGCAACUCUAUCCUCCAUCAGCCACAGAGGUUCGGUCGCUCGUCCCGAGGGCCGCUCGUGUUGGAAGAUCACAUCAACUCGCCCGAGUGGGAGGAGGCUCCUGGCCAGAUCUGGAGUAUGGCGGUGCCCCAGAGGUUUGGCAAGAAAUAAUAGCGUGCUCCAAGGAGGACGCAAGGAAGACGAGGGGGACCGGUGAAAUGCAAAUGGAAAAUCUCUUGAAAUCGUACAUAUAUUUAGCUAAAAAAAUAAGCUUUUCUUUUCUUC